GGUAACUUUUGCAAUUUAUCAAUAGCUAUUUAUACUGAUAUCCCUCAAAACAUUGUGAACGUGUUUUGUUUCUAUUUGGAUUCUUAAAACAAUUUUGAUGUUACAGAAGUAACUUCUUUAAAAAAAACAAGUAUUUUAAAGUGCGAAUGAACAAUUGAGAAUAGUGGAAAGAAUUCAAUUUAUAUGACAGUAGCAUUUGUUCAUAAUUUGCUCCAAAAGCAAAGUGCGCCUAUUUGAAUUUUUGCCACUGUAAUCAUGAAAUAUCUUAUCAGUGUAAAACAAAAAAAACCCUGAUAGUAGCAAUUUUGGUAGGAAGUAUAAGCUGUCGGUUGUUGGAAGUUUAUCCACACAAGGAAGCAGAUAGUUUAAUAAAGGUGAUGGAUUCAAUCCUGGAGUUCGAGCUGAAAUCGUACGACACGACGCAUCCAAACCGUGGCAUUGCAGUGGUCAUAAAUGAUAGUGAAAGGCGAGAAGGUUCGGAAAAAGACGUACAAGAUGUGGUGGCUACGCUGGAGGGUUUGAAAUUUAACGUGCGUACCUUCCAGGAUAACACAAAGAAAGAGAUCAAAAAAGCUCUAUACAAAGUGGCCCGCGAGGAUCACAACGAAAACGACUGUCUGGUAAUUGUGGCGAUGGCACACGGAAAGAAAGAUCAUAUCACGCUGAAAAAAGAAAAGCUGCGAAUCGACAAACUGUGGGCUAGUUUUGUGGGAAACAAGUGUCCUUCAUUGAUUGGGAAACCGAAGCUUGUGUUCAUUCAAACGUGUCGCGGUGAUAACGUAGACUUUGGAGUAGCUUCGCACGAGACAGAUUCGACACCCUGUUCAGUGGAUCCUGCACCUGGUAUUAUACCAAUGUAUGCGGAUCUGUUGGUGAUGUACUCAUCCUACGACCGUCACAUAUCGGUUCGCUGCAAGGACAAAGGAUCCUGGUUCAUACAAUCGCUUUGCCAAGUGUUGCGCGCCAACAUUGCCGGAAAGGAGCUUAUCAGCUUGCUAACCCAAGUGUCCUACAUCGUGUCGUGCCAAACAUCCAUCACGUCCGACGGGGAAACGGUUAAACAAAUACCGUCUAUUAACUCAAUGCUCACGAAAGCCUUCUACUUUGUGCCAAAACAAACUCAGUGUUCACACACGGUAGCAGGUAGUUGCUUGGAAGUGAUGGAUUCACUGCUCGAGCUCGAGCUGCAGUCGUACAAAACGAAUCAUCCCAACCGUGGCAUAGCAGUGGUCAUAAAUGAUAGUGAAAAUCGAGAUGGUUGGGAAAAGGACCUCGAAGCGGUAGAGACUGUGCUGCAAAGGCUGAAGUGUGAUGUGCGUACGUUCUGCGACAAAACAAAGCACGAGAUCAGAGAUGCGCUGCGCAACGUGAGCAAAGAGGAUCACACCAAAAGCGACUGUCUAGUAAUUGUGGCGAUGGCACACGGAAAUAAUGAUAAGAUCACGUUGCGAAGAGGUGAAAUGCAUAUUGACGAACUGUGGACUGAUUUUGUAGGGAACGGCUGUCCCUCGCUGAUCGGGAAACCGAAGCUUGUGUUCAUUCAAUCCUGUCGCGGUAAUAAACAUGACUAUCUAGUUGGCGGGGCUGCGGUAGAUGCGGUACCGUCUCCAGAGAAACCAAUUUGCGUCGAAAUACCAAUGUAUGCGGAUCUUUUGGUGAUGUACUCAUCCUACGAUCAAUACGUUUCGUACCGUGACAAGGAGGAAGGGUCCUGGUUUAUUCAGUCACUUUGCCAAGUGUUGGGUGCCAACAUUGCCGGGAAGGAUCUUCUCACCUUGCUGACUCACGUGUCCUAUCUUGUAUCGGUUCGAUCUUUUCUGAUGGAAAGUGAAGUGAAUAUGGUAAAACGUACCGGUGUGCUGAAACAAAUACCGUCAAUUAAUUCAAUGCUAACGAAAGCAUUCUACUUUGUGGACAAAUAGUGUAGCAGAAUAGUUGGAAGUUCAAAUACAGUUGGAAUAAAACAUGCAAUAUAAGUGGUUUUCUGAUUUUAUUUUAACAAAA
This is a messenger RNA of Anopheles arabiensis, 2004 nucleotides long. Its product is annotated as caspase-3-like. The record is from RefSeq and is a predicted model, not a curated record. Gene Ontology annotation, biological process: proteolysis. Gene Ontology annotation, molecular function: cysteine-type endopeptidase activity. Lineage: Eukaryota; Metazoa; Arthropoda; Insecta; Diptera; Culicidae. The transcript has 2 exons. The coding region runs from base 378 to 1922 and encodes 514 amino acids.